Molecule: messenger RNA, 2900 nt
Organism: Cavia porcellus (domestic guinea pig)
Lineage: Eukaryota; Metazoa; Chordata; Mammalia; Rodentia; Caviidae
Gene: Abhd13
Product: abhydrolase domain containing 13
Exons: 2
Coding region: 159-1172 (337 amino acids)
Cellular component (GO): membrane
Molecular function (GO): palmitoyl-(protein) hydrolase activity
Source: RefSeq, a predicted model, not a curated record
UCGUGGCGACGGCGGCAGCGGCCCCUCGGCUGGCGGGGGACGAUGAGGAGCGACGGGAGCGGCGCGGGGCGACUACGCUGCUGCGAGGAGCCCGGUUUCGCGGCCGCGGCCGACUGCGCAGCCCGCCGGCGACUCUGAGACUCCUACGGAGAGCGAUCAUGGAAAAGUCCUGGGUGCUGUGGAACUUCAUCGAAAGAUGGCUGCUGGCCUUGGCUUCAUGGUCUUGGGCGCUCUGUCGCAUUUCUCUUUUACCAUUAAUAGUGACUUUCCACCUUUAUGGAGGCUUUGUCUUGCUUUUGUUGAUAUUCAUAUCCAUCGCAGGUAUUCUCUAUAAAUUUCAGGAUGUAUUGCUUUAUUUUCCAGAACAGCCAUCGUCUUCACGCCUUUAUGUCCCCAUGCCUACCGGCAUUCCGCAUGAGAACAUUUUCAUCCGAACCAAAGAUGGAGUUCGUCUGAAUCUUAUUUUGAUAAGAUACACUGGAGACAGUUCCCCCUAUUCCCCAACUAUAAUUUAUUUUCACGGGAAUGCGGGUAACAUAGGUCACAGGCUGCCAAACGCAUUGCUCAUGUUGGUUAACCUCAAGGUUAACCUUCUGCUGGUGGAUUAUCGAGGGUACGGGAAGAGCGAAGGCGAAGCGAGUGAGGAUGGGCUGUACCUGGACUCCGAGGCUGUGCUGGACUAUGUGAUGGCCAGACCGGACAUUGACAAAACAAAGCUGUUCCUCUUCGGCCGUUCCCUGGGAGGGGCAGUGGCCAUUCACCUGGCCUCUGAGAAUUCACACAGAAUUUCAGCCAUUAUGGUGGAGAACACCUUUCUGAGCAUACCGCAUAUGGCCAGCACUUUAUUUUCCUUCUUCCCCAUGCGUUACCUUCCCUUAUGGUGCUACAAGAAUAAAUUUUUGUCCUACAGAAAGAUUUCUCAGUGCAGAAUGCCUUCUCUUUUCAUCUCGGGACUCUCUGACCAGUUAAUCCCACCAGUGAUGAUGAAGCAGCUUUAUGAGCUGUCCCCGUCACGGACUAAGAGAUUAGCCAUUUUUCCAGAUGGAACUCACAACGACACAUGGCAGUGCCAAGGCUACUUCACUGCACUCGAACAGUUCAUCAAGGAAGUCAUCAAGAGCCACUCACCGGAAGAGAUGACAAAAACUUCAUCCAGUGUGACAAUUAUCUAAUGUCUCCUUUUUGAUUGAUGCAUUGUAUUUUAAUUUGUGCAGAAUGAUAAAGAAUGUUCCUUUCUAGAAGCGUGUUAUGUCUUAUUUGUCUGAAGGUGACAUUCAGCUUUGAAAGGACCUCAGCACUCUUUUAUGAUGAAUCAGAUCAUUUUUUACGUUUCAAGAACUGUGAUUCUUGGGAUUGUUACAUACACUUUCGUCAAAACUUUGAAUGUGAUUAUGUAUCCAUAAUUUUAGUUUACUGUGUCAGUAAAAUAGAAAUUACUCAGAAGAUUCUUGUUGCUUAAGUGGCAUAGUCUGUUACACUUAGGUUACUAGCUGGGUGUGGAAGGAGAUGUGGGGACAAGAAACCUUUGGAUAUAAUUCCUUUAGUAACUAUUGGGACAAUCAUGGUAAGCAAACUUCUGUAACUGUAUUUUUCACCUUACCAGUUAAAAUGAAAUGCAUGAUGUAUUUUAUUCCUUGACUUAUGCAAUGCAACAUUUUUUAAUGUAAAUAGCACUGGUCAUAGACCACUGUAUGUGGCUACCUGGGUGAUAUCUAUUUUUAUGUGAGCUCUUUCAUUUUUGGCAGGAGUGAAAUGAGCCUGCGUGCAGGUUGCUGUUGAACUUUAUUGUGGUGAACGCUGAGAUCCAGCUUUUUCUUACAAAUAAAUGGGACCCUGUUUUCCAGUAUAAAUGUUCCAUGUUUUUGUGAGAUGCGGUCUGGAUCAUGCCAGGUAGAAGCGGAAACUUAGAAUUUUAGUACAGCUUUCUGUGCACAUUUGAACUUUUUAAUAUUUGUAAUUUUGAUGGCGAAGAGAAUUUUAGCUUCUGUCAGUUUUGUAAGUCUACAGCUGAACCACUGAUGGUGGUCAUAGUGAAAAUGAGACCUUGCUUAAGAUUUGUCAGAAAGACGUAUUUAUGAUUGCGCAUACUACGUUAGUAAUUCUCACAACCGACUUCUAAGUCCCAGUGUGAAGGCUGUGCCCAGCCCACCAAAGGCCAACGUAACAUUUAUUGGACUUUUUGAAAAUAAAUAAAAGUUACAAAACCAAAACAAGCUAUGUGCUUAUUAGCUCAGUUUUCUAUUUGCUACAAAAUAGAACUACAUCAGAAGACAGCUUUAUAAAGUCUGACAUUUUUACUUUUGAAAUUUUUUAUGGGAUUGAAGGAAGUCUAGAGCACUUUGACACAACUUACGACCACAGCUAACAGUUAAGUGGCUGUAGGUGGGAAGUAGUAUUUAGAUAUAUAGAAAAGUAAGAAAAAUCUUACAAAAAGACGUCCCUUAAACCUUGCAAGAUUUACCUUAAUAAAAUACGAGCUACAAGGUAGCAUUGUGCCAAGUUGUGAGCAGUCUUCAAAACCUAGAUGUAACUGAGGUCUGUGUGUUAUAACAUCAGCUCUAACAUGUGAUACUUGGAAUAUUUUCGCUAUAUUUAUUGGCUUUCUGUAACUAACUGCAGCAGAGAAAUAAGGUGUCAGUAAUCUUGACCUUAAUUUGAAACCCUUUCUGUGAAGAUAGGGCUAUAAAUACUUCUGCCAAAUAGCAUCUCUAUCCUUCACUUUAUGCCAUUAUGUAGAAAAAAAUAAAUUAUUGCCAGUAUGAUUUCUACAGAAUAAUGGUUUUCUAUAAAUUAUUAAUUGUAAAAAGUCUUGCUUUUUAAAAAGAAUUGGUAAUGCAUAUCAUGGAAGGUGUAUUUUUAUGUAUAAAUUUGCAAUUAAAGGUUACUUUUUAUCUUGUCAA